Molecule: messenger RNA, 2331 nt
Organism: Schistosoma bovis
Lineage: Eukaryota; Metazoa; Platyhelminthes; Trematoda; Strigeidida; Schistosomatidae
Source: the annotation of a GenBank genome assembly
AUGUCUGAAUCUUUUUAUCCGAUACUUGACUCUUCCUAUAGACGAGAAGAAUGUGCCAUCCAUUUAGAAUGUCAUGUUAACUCAGAUGACAGGAUCACAGCAGGUGAAAAUUUUUCUGAUCAAAUUCUACCACCAAGUUUAUCGACAACAUCAACAAAUGGUAAACUACGACCGUAUGCUAUUUGUGCACCAACUCAAAUUAAUUCAAUUACACAAAAAUUUUAUACCGAUACAUCUAAACAACCUUCAAAUAUUAUAUUUGAUUCAUCGGCCAGACUACCAACAACAGGAACAAGAGCGACCAGAACAACAUCGAUUAGUACCUGUGAUAACACAAAUACUAAUUGCAACAAUACUAACAAUCAGAGUACAAAUUAUUCACACUGUAUCACUACAAAUCCUAUGCUCAGAUCUGCAAAUUAUGAUAUGUCGAGAUUUACAUUACCUAUAGAUAAAAAUAAUAAAUCAUUCAAAUUAAAUGAUGACACAUCAGAUUUCCUAGUGAAUAAUACAUUCAAUUCAAAUAAUUCUAUGCUCAAUAACACCAAUAAUCAUCAUAUUAGUACACUUAAUUCAACUGUUAAUUGUAAUUCCAGGGAUAAAGUAAAAAAACGCCGUAAUCGAACUACUUUUACAAGUCAUCAACUCAAUGAGAUGGAAAGAAUAUUUCAGAAAACUCAUUAUCCCGACGUCUAUGCUCGUGAGCAAUUAGCAUUGAGAACUGGAUUAACAGAAGCUAGAGUACAAGUUUGGUUUCAAAACAGACGUGCUAAAUGGCGUAAACGUGAACGUUUAGGUGGAAGUGGUAGUAUAAUCAAUGGAUCAAGUGAUUUGAGCUUACAUUUAUCUUUUUCAGAACAGAAUGAUUUACCUACACCUAAUAAUAAUAAUAAUAAUAACUCGUCAACAUCAACAGCGGUGUUUGCUGCGGCCGCGGCUGCAUGCGCUAUGGCUGCAGCUGUUACUGCUGGUACUAAUUUAAAUGGUAAUCAAUUAACUACAACACAAAAUCAUUUAAACAAACAUGUGAAUAACGAAAAUACAAAUAAAUAUACCAAUUUAUUUCUAGGAUCUAAUUCAUCUUCAUUUAUUCCUACUCCUAGUACUGUUGAUACUCGACAUAUUGCUAGCAUAUUUGAUCAACAGAAUUCAGUCAGUACAAAUUUCAAUAAUUAUGAAUCUAAUUUAAUUCAUCAUUCUAAACAGUUUUAUGAAUCACAUCCAUAUUUAUCGUUUACUUUGAAUAAGUUAGCAAAAUCUGGUAUAAACUACAAUGACAUAAGUAGAAAACCAUCUCAUGAAUGUGAUUUAAUAACUUCUGUAAAUUCACUGAAUAACGAGAAAUUCGAUAGUAAACAUUUAUUUAGAGAUCAAUUUAACGUUGCUCAUAAAUCGUCAAAUAUAAAUACGGAUUUAUCUUUGCCAAUUAUUAACAAAUCUGGAUAUAUUCAACAUAAUGACGAAUUGAAUCAGCAUCAUCAACACCAACAUUAUCAACAACAACACAGUUCAACUGAACGCAAUGCAAGUUCUAUGCAUGAAAGAUGGCAGUAUCUUACAGAUGUCAAGCGUCAUUCUGUAAAACAUCCUUUUUCUUCUACUGAUAUUCCAACGGAUCGACAGAGAAAGUAUUCCUCGUCUCCAACUAGUAUUGAGUGGUCAUUAAAUGCGCAAAAUGACAUUAAAAAUAAAAAUAAUAAUGAAGUUAAUUUUAACUGUUACUCAGUAUCUGAACCUGGAGAUCAAUUAGUUACUAAUCAAAUUAAUAUAAAAAAGAACGAUGUACAUAAUCCACUUGAAACGGCAAUAACAACGAAUAAUACUUCUAUUAAAAAUCAUCAUACACUUUGGAAUUCAACAGAAUUAACUAAUUCCCUAUAUUUGAAUAAUACUUUCACUGACAAUCAUCAACUUGUGAAUACUUCAAUCAAUGGGGAUAAAUCUAUCUCUCCUACUAAUAACAGUAUUAAUAACACUAAAAAUGAAAAUUUAAAAUCGAAUUUAAGAUGGAAUCUUUCAACAGAAUUGAAAGAAUCUAACUGGUUAGUUAAUAAACAACAUAUGACUGAUUUCUAUGAUGAACAAAAUUCCACUGAAAGUAAGAUAUUCAUCUAGUUUGAAAUGAUUUAAUUAAUGGAAUUAUGAUAUUAUUAGUGAGUUUUUAGCCUUCUUUGUUUUAUUUAUGCUUUUUUGUUCCUUCAUACAAAUUGAUGAAUAAUGCUUAUUCAAAAACUAAAUACAAGUAUCUUUAUGGGUUUUUGACUUUUAACAAUUUUCUGAUUGUAUUGUUAACAGUUAUGAUUGAAAUUCUAAUCAUGUACAAUAAUAAAG